Esox lucius (northern pike) is the source of this 4296-nucleotide messenger RNA. Its product is annotated as protein SOGA3. Lineage: Eukaryota; Metazoa; Chordata; Actinopteri; Esociformes; Esocidae. Gene Ontology annotation, biological process: regulation of autophagy. The coding region runs from base 2198 to 4159 and encodes 653 amino acids. The record is from RefSeq and is a predicted model, not a curated record. The transcript is spliced from 8 exons.
GGAGUGGAUGCUGGAGGUGGGAGUGGAUGCUGGAGGUGGGAGUGUAGGCUGGAGGUGUGUGUCCUCCUAGGGGACGCAGUGGGAUCGAGCCAAGCUGUAAGAGGAUUGCAGCAGGCCAAGGCUUUCCAUCAGGGUCACUUAACACAAGUCACCAUGACCUGCACUGCACAUGUGCUUUACGUUCUAACACACAACCACAGAUCUAGCAUCAGAUUACCUACCCAGUCCUAUCCUAACCAUUAGGAGGAUGAACACAAGAGUCUAUAUUAAAAGUAGGAGCCAGUUUUAUAUACAUCCAAACUCAGGUGAAAGCUUUACAUACACAAACAAUCCACACAGAAAAACUCAUGCAAAUUUAGAUUUGAACUGUGUGUCUGUCUGUCUGCCUGUCACUCAUAUCAUUACCACUUAUGACAACCCCUGAUUAAACUGUCUGUCUGUCGACCUGCCUGUCUGUCAUUCAUCUUAUUACCACUCAUGAAAACCACCCAUUGUAUCUGUUAGUCGAAACAGUCUGCACAGAUUAUCCCUUUACAACUGCGCGGGUGAACAGCACCCUCCUGUGGCCAAUACUUAUCAUUGCAUGCGUGGUUAAAUUUUUGAACUAUUUGGCCUGCUGGUUUCCUUUCCUUAUAGAAAAGUGUUGGGUCAGGGUUAGAGUGGGUAGAGACUUGAGUUAGGAGCCUAACCAAAAUGUUGCUGGUUUUAAGGUAAAAAGAUAAAUGAGCCACUAGAACUAAUUACUCUCAAGUUGCUCAGGAUCAGAUAAUCAAAAUGCCUAAAUUGUGAAUGAUUGGAUGGAGGGGACUCACAACCAGUUUACAAGUCUGUAUACAAUGUAGGGUAGCCAUUGGAAAACGUUACCUUGAAAACAAAGAAAAGACUACUGUAUAGCUUAAUCAUCGAGUGAAUCUUUUCAUAUUGUAGAUUGUCACAAAAUUCAAUAGGUCGUAUACGUCAGGCCUGAAUAUAUUCUUGUUCCCUGGUUUGACGUUGACAUCACAUCAUGAAUAGAUACUGUGUAGCUUAUAGUCUUGUCCUUGCAGUGCCUGGUGGUAUUCUGCCGCGUGUCAACGUGUCUCCAGACCCAGUAUGGUAUAAUUGUAGAGCGCAAUACGGGGGCGUUUUCUGGUGGUGGAGUUUCUACUUUCUAGUUCUCUAUCGCUGUCUAAAACGGCAUUUUCUUCUCACGGUAAAAUCCCAAUAUAAAAACACACACGUUUUCAUCAGAGAUGCGAAAAAACAUGUCUGCGGGUGUUUGUUGACCAUCUAUAGCUUAAGCAAAGUUAGGAUAUGUUUAUUUUUAUUCAAUCCAAGCUAUAGAUCAGUGCUCACUUGCCUAUGGACUAAAUAUGUUUGCAUUUUAUUAUCUACUGUAACCUGAAAGUUAGAUUCUCACUGGCCAAGUCUGAUAAACUGUAACCUAAUAUUACCCCAAUAGCAACCUAUAAUACGAUUUCACAUUUACCGGGAGACUUAAUCAACACUUGUCCCGCUUUGCCUAUAUUGCUUAAUUGUCUUAUUAUUGCGAUUAUUUAUAAUCAUUUCUCCAUGACUUUGGGAUGGGUGAGUGGAAAAGUCAGGGCUGGUUGAUGACACGAUUAACUCUACCGCAAGCGGCGCUGCGGAUUUUCCAGCAGCAGCAGACAAUAGCUAAUAGAGGAGGCAGUAUCGGGCUCCCUCGCCGGCCAGAUUCCGGUAAUGCGCCUCAAAACCAGUCCUGAAAUCUUCCAUUAGAUCAAAAGAUAUCGUUUCAAAAGGAGGACCAAUAAAUACAUUGGUAAAACUAGGUGCUUAGGACCGCUAUCGUGAGACGUGGAGUGAUAGAAAUAUGCAAACAGGCAGCUGUUCAUCCCGAUGGUGCUGAAAGUGAUGCUGUCAACACAAACUGGGCGGAUGCUAGCAGAGUGGAAGAUACGGAGCAGAUAUUUCACCAGCCGAUAGAUUUUAAAACCCUGUCGUUCGUCAUUACGUUUACUCAACUUAUAAGGGGAAAUAUCCUAACGUAUUGACCAAAAUACCGGUGAGAAGCCUCCGGCACUGCAGGUUCGGUGAAAGGGAAAGCGAAUACGCGGGGAAGGGAGUCGGCUGCGGCACGAAAAGCGAAAAAUACGUUGGCUACAAGCCGGGACUUGGUCUGUGGGUUAGUUGCAGACUAAACUGAUCUACUUUCAGCAUCUAAGAAAAGCGCCAGAAGAUGCAGAACGAAGGCAGCGCGCCAGGCGACGAGGCCGCGGCCGACCCGGAGCCGGCUACAGAGGCGGGGACCGUGACACAGCAUGACGACGGCCUGGAGGACGAACUGGAAAGACUGAUGGACGAAAAUGAAGAUCUCAAGGUGGAGAUUGAGGAGAUGAGGACGGAAAUGGACGAGAUGCGUGACACAUUCUAUGAGGAGGACACAUGCCAGCUGCAGGAAAUGAGGCGCGAGCUGGAGAGAGCCAAUAAAAACUGUCGGAUCCUGCAGUACCGGCUGAGGAAAGCUGAGCGGAAGAAGCUGCGCUAUGCUCAGACUGGAGAGAUGGACGAGGAGUUGGUGAGGAGCCUGGAGCAGGACCUGAAGGUAGCAAAGGAUGUGUCUGUGAGACUGCACCAUGAACUGGAGAACGUGGAGGAAAAACGCACAAAGACAGAGGACGAGAAUGAGAAACUGAGGCAGAAGCUGAUUGAGGUGGAGGUGACCAAACAGGCCCUUCAGAAUGAACUGGAGAAAGUCAAGGAGUCUCAGAAGAGAAGAGGGAGCAAGGAUGCCCAAAAGUCAGAGAAGAAGUGUACCCAGCCCCCAACAGAGGAGGACAAUGAAGACCUCAAGUGCCAGUUGGCCUUCAUCAAGGAGGAAGCCGUGUUGAUGAGGAAGAAGACGGCUAAGAUCGACAAGGAGAAGGACCGCCUUGAGACUGAGCUGCAAAAGUACCGCUCCUUCUAUGGAGACCUGGACAGCCCACACCCGAAAGGAGAGGCUGGGGGACCCCCAACCACCCGCGAGUCCGAGCUGAAGCUACGCCUACGGCUGGUGGAGGAGGAGGCUAACAUCCUGGGGAGAAAGAUUGUGGAGCUGGAGGUGGAGAACCGGGGUCUGAGGGCGGAGCUGGAUGACCUCCGGGGAGAAGGGGAGGGAGAAGCGGGUGGAGGGGCUGUGGGCAGGAUGGGGGCUGGCCGGGGCCAUGGGGAAGCCAUGACAGAGCUGAGGCAGCAGCUGCAGCUGGUGGAGGACGAGGCGGAGCUCCUCAGGAGGAACCUGGCCGACGCAGAGGAUCACAACAAGCGGGUGACGGGAGAACUCAACAAGCUCAGGUUCAAGGCCGGGACCCACGAGGGAGGGGCAAGGCACGGAGGAGCAGGAGGAGGCGCAGAGAAAGCUGACACACUGCAGGAAGAGUUGAAGACGGCUCGGCUGCAGAUCAACGAUCUCAGUGGGAAGGUGAUGCAGCUUCAGUAUGAGAACCGUGUCCUGCUGUCCAACAUGCAGCGCUAUGACCUGGCCUCCCACCUGUCCCUGAAGGGGGGCACCAGCCCCCGGGACAGUGAUGCAGAGAGUGACGCCGGAGGGACCGGCCCGAGUGGGCACCGAGAGAGCGACGAUGACUCUUCCUCCCGCCUCCUGCCGCCGCACCGCAAACGCGAAGGCCCGGUGGGCGGGGAGAGUGACUCGGACGAGGUGCGGAACCAAAACCGCUGCCUCACGCCCACCCGCGGCCUCUACACCCCGCCCCCGGAGGCUGCUACCCACUUCCUGCCCCGCAGCCUACGCGAUCGCCAGCAGAUGAUCGAUAUCCGCCUGGAGGCCGAGCGCCUCGGCAAGACAAUUGACCGGCUCAUUAACGACACGGCAAACAUCAUCGCAGAGGCGCGGGUGUACGUGUCCAAUGGUGACCUGUACGGCCGAGGCAGUGGGGGUGAGGAGGAGGAAGAUGGGGGGCGGAUCAGGGAGCACGAGCUACUGUACAGGAUCAACGCUCAGAUGAAGGCCUUCAGGAAGGAGCUACAAGGCUUCAUAGACAGACUGGAGGUGCCCAAACCAGAGGACAGGGAGGAAGAGCCGCUGUCGAUGUUUCAGCCCAUCAUUUUACUUAUCCUCAUUCUAGUCUUAUUCUCCUCCCUCUCCUAUGCCACCAUCUUUAAACUUGUCUUUCUGUUUACCCUUUUCUUUGUGCUGUGAUCCCACCUCCCUCUAUAGCAUAGCCACAUUUUUGUUUGUUUGUUUCUGUUGUAUUUCUUUACAUUCGUUGCCAAGGUCACCCAAAGCACAGGAUCCUCCCCUUUCAAGCACAGGCCACAGUCACAUAACAGGAUGUA